This is a messenger RNA of Spea bombifrons (plains spadefoot toad), 2011 nucleotides long. It is a transcript of the gene ASB7, whose product is annotated as ankyrin repeat and SOCS box containing 7. Gene Ontology annotation, molecular function: protein binding. The transcript is spliced from 6 exons. Bases 281 to 1255 code for a protein of 324 amino acids. The record is from RefSeq and is a predicted model, not a curated record. NCBI's taxonomy places the organism in Eukaryota, Metazoa, Chordata, Amphibia, Anura, Pelobatidae. Gene Ontology annotation, biological process: intracellular signal transduction.
GUUGUUAGAUCGGUUUACGGUGCUGGGUACUGAUUGGUUGCGUCUUGGGGGUUUCUGUCUGCUUCCCGUUAACGCGGAGGGUUAUGGGGCAGACCCCGGCAAGUACGGACCGGUAUGAGGCGUUGGGCAGCGGUGUGCCCCAGGGGUCUGAAAGGGAAUCUGUGGAAGUGAAAGGAAAAGAUCAAAGGUGAAAGAUAUUUUUCUGGGGACACAAUGCGCUCUUGUAUGUCCAGCAAGGAGCGAGACAUUCAUGGCCUGACAAAGAAAUAGUCCUGGCCACAUGAGUGGGUUCUGGAAGAUGUUCCACCAUCACUGCCGCAGGAAUCCUGAGCUACAGGAGGAGCUGCGGAUUCAGGCUGCGGUGGCUGCGGGCGAUGUGCACACCGUACGCACCAUGCUGGAGCAGGGCUACUCUCCCAACGGCCGAGACGCUAACGGAUGGACUCUACUUCACUUUUCUGCAGCUCGGGGGAAAGAGAGAUGCGUGCGGGUCUUCCUGGAACAUGGAGCGGACCCCACAGUAAGGGACUUGAUCGGGGGCUUCACAGCAUUGCAUUAUGCCGCCAUGCACGGGAGGGCACGAAUUGCACGCCUCAUGCUGGAGUCCGAGUACCGCAGUGAUGUCAUCAAUGCUAAGAGCAAUGACGGAUGGACGCCGUUGCAUGUGGCUGCCCACUAUGGCAGGGACUCUUUUGUUAGGCUGCUUCUGGAGUUCAAGGCAGAGGUUGACCCCUUAAGUGACAAGGGAACAACUCCUCUCCAGCUUGCCAUCAUCCGAGAAAGAUCCAGCUGUGUCAAGAUCCUUCUGGACCACAACGCCAAUAUUGAUGUCCAAAACGGGUUCCUACUCCGCUAUGCUGUGAUUAGGAGCAACCAUUCAUACUGCCGCAUGUUUCUGCAGAGGGGGGCUGACACAAAUUUAGGGCGGCUGGAGGACGGGCAGACCCCCCUUCACCUGUCUGCCCUGCGUGAUGAUGUCCUCUGCGCACGCAUGUUGUACAAUUAUGGGGCAGACACGAACACUAGGAACUAUGAAGGUCAGACCCCACUGGCCGUGUCAUUAAGCAUAUCCGGAGCUAGCCGGCCCUGUUUGGAUUUCCUCCAGGAAGCAGGAAGACAGCCACGGUUUCUUCAGGAUUUAUGCCGGAUUAAAAUACGUCACUGUAUAGGAAUGCAGAAACUCAAGCUACUGGAUCAGCUCCCGAUUGCAAGAGUCAUGAAAGACUACUUAAAACACAAAUACGACGAUGUCUGAGUGUUUUCCACAGCAGCAGAGAACUUCUAGUGAGCCGUAGGUGUGAUAUUCCAGGAGUGGGGAAGGCCGUUGUCUUGCACAAGUGUAUCCUAUGCAACGUCUGACACGAUAUGGAGUCAGAAGGCAGAUAUACACGUUUUAUUUGACUUUUUUCUUUCCCUAUUUUCUAUUGCUCGCUAGAAAAGUCUUAAAGUUUUUUGAAUUUUUGGUUCAGGUUCGGAGGUCCAUUGCUUUCAAAGUAAAUAAACAGCUUUCACCUUUUGGUGGGUAUUAUCGUGAUUUAAUAUUUAUUAAGAUCCCCAAUCUUCCAAGAACCUUGCACAGAUAGAAUGAAGAAACCGCCGUAGUGGCCAGGUUCUCGCCAUCGUAAAAUAUAGGUUUUUAUAAAAUAUCUCUAUACAAAGAAAUACCUUAAGCUACAAAGCGCCCAUGAGUAUCUAAACAAUUAACUUAUGGUGCCUUUGAGGGGUAGAUUUUCUGCCCACUAAACACUGUUUAACCUAUUAUUUUCAGAAAAGAUGCUACAGAACAAAGAUUUUUUGGAACCAAAAUGACUUGGUUGCAUUAUAAUUUCUUCUCUUCCCAUGCGCAGUUUUUCUGACGUUUUCCCAAAACAUUUUAAGCAUCGUAAUUUUGCUGCUUAAACAGUUUUACUUUUUCCUUCUCAACUCUGUGACUGGUUUUCUUUUCAAGUGUAUGGUGCUAUGGUGUCUAAUUUAUAUACAUAAAUAAUAAAAAGUCACAUUUUGAAAAACU